UUUUGUUACGUACGUUUUCACAGCAAAAGGCAAGUGCUGAGAAGUGCAAACAUGGUGUCCCUGCAGACUAUCGCGAGUAUAGUGAUCAAAGUGCUAAAAUUGGUUAUCAAUCUCAUCAUAUUGAUCCUCUACCGCACAGGAUUCGGUGGCGAGUUUCUAGGCGUUGGUGGAACCUGGAACUUGAAUGAAGACAAGAAUCCCGAUGCCGAAAUCGUCGCUUCCGGCGUAUUCGUCGGAUUCUUCAUCUACACGAGCGUCGUUCUUAUCAGCUACUGUUUUGGCAAUUCUGAUCACAAAAAGACUCUUGUUGAAAUCAUUAUGAACUUCGUCGGGACUUUCAUGUUUGUGGCUGUGGGUGGAACGGCACUACAUUAUUGGCAUGGUUAUAUACCUGAGCAGAAAUACAUAUAUGAUGCAUCAGAGAGACAGAUUGGUUUAGCCGUGGGCUCGUUGUGCGUUUUAGAAGGUGCAGCAUACUUAAUUGAUUUAAUACUAAGUUUCCUUCAUUACGCUAAGGAAGAAUUUUAAUAAUAUAGAACGAAGAGUAUUACAAAAGUUAAACAUCGUUUUAAUAUUUACGACAAAUUUUCCGUUUCAUUCC
This is a messenger RNA of Cyphomyrmex costatus, 601 nucleotides long. RefSeq names its product smooth septate junction protein snakeskin (gene Ssk). The transcript has 4 exons. Gene Ontology annotation, cellular component: plasma membrane. Bases 52 to 528 code for a protein of 158 amino acids. Gene Ontology annotation, biological process: septate junction assembly. NCBI's taxonomy places the organism in Eukaryota, Metazoa, Arthropoda, Insecta, Hymenoptera, Formicidae. The record is from RefSeq and is a predicted model, not a curated record.